Molecule: messenger RNA, 2387 nt
Organism: Neltuma alba
Lineage: Eukaryota; Viridiplantae; Streptophyta; Magnoliopsida; Fabales; Fabaceae
Product: protein NAR1
Exons: 13
Coding region: 375-1808 (477 amino acids)
Source: RefSeq, a predicted model, not a curated record
CCCGGUUUCCCACUUCCUUUCCUCUGUCGAGAGACUCGAAUCCCUAACCUCCCUCCUCGGCUCCUCGGCUCCUCCCUCAAUCCUGCCAAGUGUUCACGCCUCAGCCUCACGCCGACGUUGACGAGACCAGACCAGACCUCGACGCCGACGAGAGACGAGAAUUGAAAGCCAAUCCUCUUCCAAUCCUUCAUCUGUUCCUCGACACCGACGAGAGACGAGAGACCAGUCCUAUUGCAAUCCUUCCGCUGUUCCCCGAACCCUUAUCCUCCCUCGACGCUGACGACGACUCCUUGUUCAGAGCUGAACGUCGUCUCCCUCAGUUCUCGGUCCUCACUCUGUCUCAGCCUCGACGGCAAGCAGGGCAAGAGUGGGAGAUGUCACAGAAAUUCUCACCAGCUCUUCGCAUUGGAGAUCUCAAUGAUUUCAUUGCGCCAUCCCAAGCAUGCAUAGUCUCUCUGAAGGGAUUAAAGUCUAACACUACGAAGCCUGACAAGGUUGAGGUUUCAACUGCCAAAAAGCAAUCACAACCAGAACCUGUUAAGAUUUCUCUCAAGGACUGUUUAGCAUGCAGUGGGUGUGUGACAUCGGCGGAGACUGUGAUGCUAGAGAAACAGAGUUUGGAUGAGUUCCUCUCCAAUAUCAAUAAAGGAAAGGCUGUAAUUGUGUCUCUCUCUCCCCAGUCAAGGGCUUCACUUGCGGUUCAUUUUGGCAUUUCUCCACUACAGGUUUUCAAAAGGCUGACAAGAUUUUUUAAAUCCUUGGGAGUGAAGGCAAUUUUUGAUACAAGUUGCAGUAGAGACCUAACGCUUAUUGAGUCUUGUAAUGAGUUCAUCUCAAGGUAUAAACAGAACCAAUUAAUCGAUGAUGGGAGUUCUAAGUUGGGCCUACCGAUGAUUGCAUCAGCUUGCCCAGGUUGGAUAUGCUAUGCUGAAAAGCAACUUGGAUCAUUUGUUCUACCUUAUAUUUCAACUGUGAAGAGUCCUCAGCAAACAGCUGGAGCUAUCAUAAAGCACCAUGCAUGCCAAGAUAUGGGAUUUAGGCCUGAGGAAGUUUACCAUGUUACUGUAAUGCCCUGUUAUGAUAAAAAGCUGGAGGCUGCUAGGGAUGACUUUGUCUUUGACCUGGAGUCCCAUGAAAAUGGAGACCAGAGCGAGUUUAAUAGAAUUCCAGAGGUAGAUUCAGUAUUGACAACUGGAGAGGUUUUGGAAUUAAUUCAGCUAAAAGAAGUUGAUUUCAGAAGUUUGGAAGAGUCCCCUCUGGAUACACUGCUGACUAAUGUUAAUGAAGAAGGAGAUCUUUAUGGGGUCUGUGGAAGCUCGGGGGGUUAUGCAGAAACAGUUUUCCGAUAUGCAGCAAAAACACUAUUUGGGAGACAAAUUGAUGGUCCCCUAAACUUCAAAAAUAUUAGGAAUUCAGAUUUCCAGGAAGUUGCUCUGGAGGUGGAGGGAAAAACAGUGUUGAAAUUUGCUCUAUGUUAUGGUUUCCGAAACCUGCAAAAUAUUGUUAGAAAGGUUAAGAGUGGGAAAUGUGAUUACCAUUUCUUGGAGAUCAUGGCAUGCCCUUCAGGUUGCUUGAAUGGUGGAGGUCAGAUCAAACCUAAGCCAGGUCAAUCUCUGAAAGAGUUGAGUCAAUUAUUGGAAGCUGCAUACAUGGAAAAUGUUUUGGUAGCAGAUCCCUUUAACAAUAGUAUUGUGAGAAGUUUAUAUGACAAGUGGCUUGAGCAGCCUGGGUCUGAAAAAGCUAGGAAACACAUGCACACAGAAUAUCAUCCUGUUGAGAAAAGCAUUACUUCUCAGUUGAACUGGUGAGAAGAUUCAGCUUAGAAGAUGUUCGUGACCUUCAUUCGCUUUCUGGUGUGGCGUUAAAAGUUUUUUAUAUUCAUUAUUCUCAAGGCACAGAUAGUACAGAAGGAAAGAAACGAAAAACUACACAGGCAGGAGAGGUCGAGCAAAGUGAAGGAUAAGGAUGAUGAAAACGAAACAUCCUGAAGCAGCAUUACCAAGACUUUUAAAGGGUAUAUAUGGAUUGAGGAAAGAAGGGAUAGGGUUGACUUAUAUCCAAACUAUCUAUUCCUUCAAGUCAUUUUUUUCUCAAUCCAAAUAUACCCUCUUUUGAAACCUGUUUAGCUAAAGGUCAUUUGCAACAAUAAAAGCUAAACAGAGUAUACAUGGAUCUUUCAGGUUUGUAAAUAAAUAUGAACUUAGUCCAUGUUGUGGAUUGCAGGCUUUUAACGCUCUGGAUUUAUGCUCUUUAUUGUAAUCGCGCCUCUUGAUCAUUGGGCUUUCAACUCGAAAUUACUAUCGAAUUACAGAGUUGAUAGAUUAUUCAUAUGGUUUUUGACCAGUUUGAGUGAUCUUGUGCAGUAUAAUUCAUUGUCAAAUUUAAAA